UCGUGAAUGAAAUGUUACAUGUUAUGAAUGUUUGUUUUACGCAGGACUGAAAUGGAGAAACUUCACCUGGAAGAGAAGGCAUCACUGGAAGAGAACCAAACCUGCACAAACCCAGGCGGACAUGAAGAUAAAGCCUCAGUUGGUCCCAGCGAUGGACAGCAGGUUCAGCCCACCCAGAGGCUGCAGAAAAAACACCGUUGUGACAAGUGUCCGAAACAUUUCAGAUUGAAGUAUCUGAAAAUUCAUCAACGCAUUCACACUGGAGAGAAGCGCUAUCUCUGUGACCAGUGUGGAAAGACUUUCAUUCACAAGAGUAAUUUUAACACUCAUCUGCGAAUCCACACUGGUGAAAAGCCUUAUAGCUGCAGUCAGUGUGAGAAGAGAUUCAAACAAUCCACAGCUCUGAAGUGUCAUCAGCAAAUCCACACUGGUGAAAAGCCUUAUAGCUGUAGUCAGUGUGAGAAGAGAUUCAAACGUUACUCAAAUCUGAAGCGUCAUCAGCGAAUCCACACUGGUGAAGAGCCUUAUAGCUGUAGUCAGUGUGAGAAGAGAUUCAAACAAUCCACAGCUCUGAAGUGUCAUCAGCAAAUCCACACUGGUGAAAAGCCUUAUAGCUGUAGUCAGUGUGAGAAGAGAUUCAAACGUUACUCAAAUCUGAAGCGUCAUCAGCGAAUCCACACUGGUGAAGAGCCUUAUAGCUGUAGUCAGUGUGAGAAGAGAUUCAAACAAUCCUCAGCUCUGAAGCGUCAUCAGCGAAUCCACACUGGUGAAAAGCCUUAUAGCUGUAGUCAGUGUGAGAAGAGAUUCAAACGUUACUCAAAUCUGAAGCGUCAUCAGCGAAUCCACACUGGUGAAGAGCCUUAUAGUUGUAGUCAGUGUGAGAAGAGAUUCAAACGUUACUCAAAUCUGAAGUGUCAUCAGCGAAUCCACACUGGUGAAGAGCCUUAUAGCUGUAGUCAGUGUGAGAAGAGAUUCAAAAAAUCCUCAGCUCUGAAGUGUCAUCAGCGAAUCCACACUGGUGAAAAGCCUUAUAGCUGUAGUCAGUGUGAGAAGAGAUUCAAACGUUACUCAAAUAUGAAGCGUCAUCAGCGAAUCCACACUGGUGAAGAGCCUUAUAGCUGCAGUCACUGUGAGAAGAGAUUCAAACGUUCCUCACAUCUGAAGCGUCAUCAGCGAAUCCACACUGGAUAAAAAGCCUGAUCCACGUAAGACAGCAGCAACAUCUGGAAUGUGAGGGAACUUCUUUCUCUCCUCCUGUCUUCU
This is a messenger RNA of Xiphophorus maculatus (southern platyfish), 1263 nucleotides long. Its product is annotated as zinc finger protein 501-like. The transcript is spliced from 2 exons. Gene Ontology annotation, biological process: regulation of cytokine production; negative regulation of transcription by RNA polymerase II; regulation of immune system process. The coding region runs from base 28 to 1191 and encodes 387 amino acids. NCBI's taxonomy places the organism in Eukaryota, Metazoa, Chordata, Actinopteri, Cyprinodontiformes, Poeciliidae. The record is from RefSeq and is a predicted model, not a curated record.